AUGCCAAUUGAAGUGAACACACCUGAUAAAUUGGAAUACCAAUUCUUUACGGCCAGCGCUGGUGUCUUUACCUUCAAGGUGCGUUCGGCCAAGGAUGCUCACUUGGCGCUCACCUCUGGCCCCCAGGUCAGCCCGCCCAUUUACGAGAUCUUCUUGGGCGGCUGGGAGAAUAGCAAGUCCGUCAUUCGCAAAGAUGGCCAAAAGCCCGAGGUUGCCGAGGUGCCAACUCCUGGCAUCUUGGACGCUGGCGAAUUCCGCGGCUUCUGGGUGCGUUGGUAUGACAACGUCAUCACCGUUGGACACGAGGGCGAUGCUGCGGCAUUCUUGUCCUACGAUGCCGGCUCCCUGUUUCCAGUGAACUUUGUUGGCAUUUGCACAGGCUGGGGUGCCAGUGGUACCUGGCUGAUAGACGAAGCCGCACCCUCGGCACCGGUCUUAGGCUUCACACAGCCCACUUGCAGCGGCCCUGGUUGCUGGGUGGCAGCCGCCAAUGGCGAAGUGCCACCAAAUGCUCUGCAAGGUGGCUUCGAUAGCAGCGAGCAGCUGUACAUAGCGCGCGCCCGCCACGAGGGCGAUCUCAUUCCCGGCAAGCUGCAUCCAUCCCAUGGCGUGACCUACAUCGCCUGGGGCGGCGGCGAGCAUGGCCACAAUGAGUACGAGGUGCUCUGCGCCGCCGGCGGCAAUUGGCUGCCCGUCGAAGCCGGCAACAUUCCACCCAAUGCCUUCCCAGCCGGCGAGACAUCCGAGGGCGAGCCCCUCUUCAUCGGCCGCGCUACCCACGACGGCACCGUCACAGUGGGCAAGGUGCAGCCGUCGCACGGCUGCUGCUACAUACCCUAUGGCGGCGAGGAGUUAGCCUACAAGGAGUUCGAAAUCUACGUCGCCAACUAGAUGGGCAACCGAUCCCAACUAUAUAAUAGUCACACACCCCGGUAGACGCCUCGAGACGCACGCACUGAAAUCGGCUAAAGCAACGCCUGGCAGCUGAAUAUACUUGGUUUUAUAUUUAUUUCUUGUCAAACGUAUUUCUGUAUUGUUAAUGAAUCUCGAAUUCUCACUUUUUUUAUUGUAAC
Messenger RNA from Drosophila hydei, 1073 nucleotides. Its product is annotated as C3 and PZP-like alpha-2-macroglobulin domain-containing protein 8. The record is from RefSeq and is a predicted model, not a curated record. The coding region runs from base 1 to 891 and encodes 296 amino acids. Lineage: Eukaryota; Metazoa; Arthropoda; Insecta; Diptera; Drosophilidae. The transcript is spliced from 3 exons.